UUAAAUUGUUUCCACACCUCUCUUGUUACUUUGGUACCCCCCCUCAAGUCCAUUUAUAUCCAUCUAUAUAUAGUGAACAUAUUCAUUGUUCAACUAUCCUUAUCCUCUCCAAUUCUAUAAAUAUUUUGAUAUUAAAACCAAAUUAGUGUAACCAAUUUUUGUAAAGAAACAUAAUAAUUAAUAUGGCUUCUAGUGGUGAUCCUGAGUACAAAUCAUCUUCAACACCUGUUCCGGGUUCGGGUACGGGUACGGGUUCGGGCGGUGUUGAUUACUUUAAAUUUGAUUUGAUACUCAGGUUUUUGUUGUUUGCAGCAUCAUUGGUAGCAGUUGUUGUGAUGGUAACUGGAAAUCAAACAGAGUAUAUUCCUCUGCCACGACCAGCCAAGUUCAGAUACUCACCGGCCUUUGUAUAUUUUGUGGCUGCAUUCUCUGUUUCUGGCCUUUAUGGUAUCAUUACAACUCUUGCAUCACUCUCUGCCAUCCGAAAGCCAAACCUCAAAACAAAACUUCUCCUCCAAUUUAUCUUCUGGGAUGCGCUGAUAUUGGGAAUAACAGCCUCAGCAGCAGGCACAGCAGGGGGUGUAGCAUAUUUGGGUUUGAAAGGAAACAACCAUGUGGAUUGGCAUAAAAUUUGCAAUAUUUAUGACAAGUUCUGUAGGCAUAUUGGCAGCUCUGUAGCAGUGGGAGUAUUUGGAAGCAUUGUGCUUGUCUUGCUCAUUUGGAUUUCGGCUCACAGCAUUCAUAGUCGAGUACCCAAGUAGAUUGAAAGAACUUGGAUCAUUCUUCAUUCACAUAUGCACUUAUACUCAUAGUUAAAUUGUUUGUCAAGUAAUUAGUUUGCGUGUCUAAUUUAUUAAUGUGUAAAUGAUUUGUAUGUUUAUCAAUGUUGCUUUAUUGUUGUUGAUCAUUGUUUUGGUGAAUGUGUCUUUUCUACCAAAGAGAGCAUUUGUAUUUUACAUUCCAUUCCAUUAAUGUCGUAAAUGAUUUUUUGGGUUAUUUUGCUUAACACAACAAAA
Cicer arietinum (chickpea) is the source of this 1016-nucleotide messenger RNA. RefSeq names its product CASP-like protein 1D2. The record is from RefSeq and is a predicted model, not a curated record. Lineage: Eukaryota; Viridiplantae; Streptophyta; Magnoliopsida; Fabales; Fabaceae.